GGGGGUCGCCAGCAGGUUCCCUUUCCCCGGCCUCAGGUCUGGACGCCCACCCCGGUGCAAACGGCCGGAGUGACGCGAAGACGCAGGGCCGCGCCUGCAGCUGCGGCAGGAGGGACGUUCUUGUCCCCAGACGCCCGCAUCAGGGACUCUUUGGUCCCGGUCACCGGCAGCGGAAUGUCCCACGCGGGUGGGGUGAGGAGAAGGGAGAAGUCGGAAAACUCCCCCUCGGGAAAAUAAUACAUGGCUAUGAUAACAGCAGCGUCGGUGGCAGUCAUCCCGCUUUACCUGGAGCGGAAUCGCUCGCCGCGUCUGAGUCUGGAGGCAGUGUUCUGGGAGCUGGACAUCUAGCGGCGGAAAAGCACCGUGGCCACCUUGAAGCUCACGGAGAGGAGAUACAGGGAACCGAAAGUGCAAGGGGCCAGGAAGGCAUCGCGCCUGAGACAAUGCAGACUCCAGUGACCAUUCCUGUGCCUGUGCUCCGGCUGCCCCGGGGCCCUGAUGGCUUCAGCCGUGGCUUUGCCCCUGAUGGACGGAGAGCUCCUCUGAAGCCAGAGGUUCCUCAAAUCCAGGAGUGCCCCAUAGCUCAAGAAUCCCUGGAAUCCCAGGAGCAGAGGGCCCGAGCCGCCCUUCGGGAGCGAUACCUCCGAAGCCUGCUGGCCAUGGUGGGUCAUCAGGUGAGCUUCACAUUGCACGAGGGUGUGCGUGUGGCUGCCCACUUUGGAGCCACCGAUCUGGACGUGGCCAACUUCUACGUGUCACAGCUGCAGACGCCCAUAGGUGUGCAAGCAGAGGCGCUGCUCCGAUGUAGUGACAUUAUUUCGUAUACCUUUAAGCCAUAAAGACAUUGUUCACCUUUCUGCUUGAGGCUAAGCCACUGUAUCCCAGGCCUUCCAAUGUUCCUGAGCCAGGAACUCUGGGCCCCAUGGAGUUAUGAGCUCCUAUGGAAUUCUGAGCCAAGGUUUAAGCAAGUCUGGACUCCUGAUACCACCUGGGUCUAAUCAGCAAAAUUCUGCAACUCUAGGAAUUCUAAGAUCCCAUGGGAAGGAAUGCUGUACCUCACAGAACUCUGAACUCUACAGAAAUAUGGGCUUGAUGCUAUUUCCUGAAGACCUGGGCAUCGGGGUGGGGUGAUAAAGGAGGACAAACUGCACAGGGGAAGUUGUUUUAUUAAAGAGAUUGCAAAGUUCAGGCACCCUGAAGAUA
Messenger RNA from Callithrix jacchus (white-tufted-ear marmoset), 1203 nucleotides. RefSeq names its product gem-associated protein 7. Gene Ontology annotation, biological process: spliceosomal snRNP assembly. NCBI's taxonomy places the organism in Eukaryota, Metazoa, Chordata, Mammalia, Primates, Cebidae. Gene Ontology annotation, molecular function: RNA binding. The record is from RefSeq and is a predicted model, not a curated record. Gene Ontology annotation, cellular component: SMN-Sm protein complex.